GUUGAAAAGAAAAGUAAACAGUUUUUAGCACAGCUGAAGAAGGCAGACAAGGAGUACACAGAAGCCAGUUACAAGGCAGAGUCCUCUCGCCAAGACUGGGACGUAACCGUUGCAAGAGCUAGUAUGUCUAUGCAGUCUCUGGAAGAGGAGAGGUUGAAAACAAUGAAAGAUUUUCUCAACAAAUAUAACAGCCAUAUAUCUGUUUUAUCACCAAAGCUCACUCAGUAUUUUGAUCAUCUCAAUGAGGCUGUUAUCAUAGUUGACCUCCAACAAGACCUGAAAAUUAUUGUACAGCAAAAAGGUAUCAAGGGACCACGGCAACCAGAACAGAUCCUCAUAGAAACUUAUGCUGAAGAUCCUCAAGUGACAAUAGACAAUGAAAGGAGGAAAGAUAUACUAAAAAACUACCUAAUUCAUAUACACCAGUACAUUGAGAAGGAACGGAAGGGAAGGGAAGGUGUGGAAAAACUGGUGGAAGUCUACAAAAACAAGCCAAGUUUUGCAGAUGCUGAUGCUCAAGAAGAAACCAGACAAAAGUUGGAACAGGCAACCUUGAUGCUCAACUUUCUGGAAGCUAGUCACUAUAAAAUCAACAGCAGCCUGUGUAAAGCUGAAGGCAAAACGCAACCACCUAGUGUGUUUUCCCAGUACAUCGAAACAGUCAGGGACAAGCAGGGUCUUCUAGUUAGCACCAUGCGUCUGCCUUUGAACCUGGCCUUGGAAGGUUGUAGUGAUUAUUUACCAAGUCAUCCACCUAAUGAUUACUACCAGGAAGUCACGUCUCCAGAAGAUGAAUUCAUUGAUGAAGAAUUCCCAUCUCCGGCUGUGAUUGGUCAUUGCAAAGCUUUGUACGACUACAAGGCCAGUCAGACAGAUGAGUUGUCCAUUAAAGCAGGUGAUGUCAUCAAUGUCUAUGAGAAGCUGGGUGAUGGCUGGUGGGAAGGAGAACUCCGGGGUGUCCGUGGCAUCUUCCCUUCAACCUAUGUUCAAGAAUGUUGA
Messenger RNA from Candidula unifasciata, 999 nucleotides. The record is from the annotation of a GenBank genome assembly. NCBI's taxonomy places the organism in Eukaryota, Metazoa, Mollusca, Gastropoda, Stylommatophora, Geomitridae.